GUGCUGGGGGCAGCGCGCGGCGGGGGAGCCGCCGCGGCGUCGGCGAGCGGCGUCGCCCUGCGGGCCAGCCCGGCCGCCGCCCCCCCCUCCUCCGCCUCCUCCUCCGCCUCCUCCUCCUCGCCGCCGCAGCUGGCGCUGCUCGUGAUGCAGCCGUGCGGCGGCGGCGAGGAGGAGGCGGCGGCGGGGGCGGUGCUGCCGCUCCCGGGCGGUGACCCGCCGCUGCCCGCGGCCGGUAGCGGAGGCCUCAUGUUCUUCUACGAGCUGGGCCCCGGCGACGGCGAGGCCGAGGAGGGCGAGGCGGCGGGCGGCGAGAGCACGGCGUCGCCGGAGGAGCUGGAGGAGGAGGAGGCGGCGGCGGGUGGCGAGGCGGCGGCGGCGGGCGGCGGCUGCAAGAGCUGCACGUACCAGGGCUGCAGCGAGACCACCACGCAGGUGGCCAAGCAGCGCAAGCCUUGGAUGUGCAAGCGGCACCGCAACAAGAUGUACAAGGACAAGUACAAGCGCAAGAAGAGCGACCAGGCGCUGGGGGGCGGCGGGGCGGCCGGCGCGGGCGCGGCGGCCCCCCCACGGGCCGAGGAUUGUGUUGAAGGUUCAGUUUCUGUCACAAAACAGAGAACAGGAUCCAUUGGAGAUCGCCCAGCAAGACCUACUCUUUUAGAGCAAGUAUUAAAUCAGAAGAGGCUGGUGCACGAGGUUGUUUACCUCACAGACAGCUCCCCAGAGUGCCAGCACAGCAUUGCCCGACACACCUUGGCAGCAGCGGCUUUGCAGCAGCAGCAGCAGCAGCAAUGUCGAGACAAAACCACAUGUAGAGAACCGGUCCUCUACACCACCCCGUGUCUCAACAUUGCAGCUUGGCAGCAGGAGAGAGAGAGAGAGAAAGCAAGCAAGCAAGGAAGGAAGGAAGGAAGGAAGAGAGAAUUAGGGACAGGGGGAAGUCACAGGAACAACAUAGGUUUGGAUAAAAAAUAAAGUGCUUAAACAGA
Dromaius novaehollandiae (emu) is the source of this 986-nucleotide messenger RNA. It is a transcript of the gene RFXAP, whose product is annotated as regulatory factor X associated protein. The coding region runs from base 145 to 972 and encodes 275 amino acids. The transcript is spliced from 3 exons. Gene Ontology annotation, cellular component: nucleus. Gene Ontology annotation, biological process: regulation of transcription by RNA polymerase II. Lineage: Eukaryota; Metazoa; Chordata; Aves; Casuariiformes; Dromaiidae. The record is from RefSeq and is a predicted model, not a curated record.